AUGGCCUCAUCGGUGUUCUCCCCGCUCUUCGCCUCGCUCCGGCUGCCCGCGCCCACCAGCUCGCGCUGCACUCCUCCUCCGCAGACCGCCGUGGCACCGUCGGCAGACAAAGCAGUCACAGUCCCGCGACCGGCGCCUCUCGUUGCGGUCGCCAGCCACCGGAGGGAGCUGGUGCUCGGGGCGGCGCUGGGCGCGCUGCUGUCGCGGGCGCCGCUGCCGGCGCAGGCGCGCGAGGUCGUGGUCGGCACGUACCUGCCGCCGGCGCCGUCCAACCCGGGCUUCGUCUUCUUCCGGGCCACGCCCAAGGACACCCCCGCCCUCCGCGCCGGCAAUGUGCAACCGUACGAGUUCGUCCUGCCGCCGACGUGGAAGCAGACGCGGGUGGCCAACAUCCUGUCCGGGAACUACUGCCAGCCCAAGUGCGCGGAGCCGUGGGUGGAGGUGAAGUUCGAGGACGAGAAGCAGGGCAAGGUGCAGGUGGUGGCGUCGCCGCUCAUCCGCCUCACCAACAAGCCCAACGCCACCAUCGAGGACAUCGGCAGCCCCGAGAGGCUGAUCGCCUCCCUGGGGCCCUUCGUCACCGGCAACACCUUCGACCCCGACGAACUUGUCGACACCAGCGUCGAGAAGAUCGACGGCCAAACUUACUACAGCUACGUGCUGGAGACUCCACUGGCACUGACCGGUUCUCACAAUCUGGCCAAGGCCACCGCCAAGGGAAACACGGUGGUGCUCUUCGUCGCGAGCGCCAACGACAAGCAGUGGUCGUCGUCGGAGAAGGUUCUCAAGGCCAUAGUGGACUCGUUUCAAGUAUGAUAGAUUGCAGCAACAAUGCACUCUGUGAGCUGGUUGGUUCAGCGGGUGAUGAGUUGUUCGCUAGCAAAAUCAGGUGAUGGGUUGCUUAUCUGAAGCUCUGAAAUAUGAGGUACAUAAUCUGACGAGGCAAACUACUGGAUUUUGAGGCUUGGGGAGUGGAGCAAACAACGAUUUUCUAUGUAAUGCUCUCUUCACAUUCUCAAAAGAUUUUCUAUGUAGUUGCUAUAUAUGGGGCUGUUCAUAGAUUAUUGAAGAAGAGAGGUUAAGUGUACACAGUGACUCAGUGAGGAACAGAUUGUUUAUAGUAAGAAUUGUAAGUGAGAAUCACCUUAUGCGGGUAUCUUGCAAAUGUUAUUCUAUAUUGCCA
Setaria italica (foxtail millet) is the source of this 1183-nucleotide messenger RNA. Its product is annotated as psbP domain-containing protein 6, chloroplastic. NCBI's taxonomy places the organism in Eukaryota, Viridiplantae, Streptophyta, Magnoliopsida, Poales, Poaceae. The record is from RefSeq and is a predicted model, not a curated record. Gene Ontology annotation, molecular function: calcium ion binding. The transcript is spliced from 3 exons. Gene Ontology annotation, biological process: photosynthesis. Bases 1 to 816 code for a protein of 271 amino acids. Gene Ontology annotation, cellular component: extrinsic component of membrane; photosystem II oxygen evolving complex; photosystem II.